AAAAAUAAAUCAUGGAGUUAACAAAAUGUUUACUAUUCUUACCCAUAUUUCUGAUGGCUAUGACAGACACUUCAGCAUCAGAAGUUAAUAUGAAAUCUCAGUCAUCUAAAUUUCUUUCCAAAUUGAUGGGAAUGAAAAAACUAAAUCCAAAAUCAAAAAAUCAGCGAAAAUCUGGCAGACUACCCAAAAUGGGAUUCUUUGGUGGUAGUUCUUUUUCGUCAAUGAUGGACGAUGAUACAGUUCAAUUUGCUAGUCCAAGGCAAGAUUUCUCAGAUCUAUUUAGCAGCUCAUCGAGAGCCAGUCCAAGGCAAGAUUUUUCCGAUCUACUAAGCAGUUCAUCAAAAUUACAAAGUGUUGAUAACUCACCAGUUUACUAUGUUCGUUUGCCACCGACACCUUAUAUGUACACUCCAGGUUUGGGUUACAUUUCGCAACCUUCACAAUCCUUAACGCCAUACCAUGGAAGUUCUUUAAAUCAAUUUAUGAGUCUGCCCAUUAAUUUCUUAUCGAAUGGACAGCCUAAUGGAGCUUAUGACUUCAGCAUGCCCGAAUUGAUGUCGAGUGCAUUUCCAGGUAAAGGAUUUCUACGCCAAGAACCACCUGUCUUUGGUAGAAAGUCAUUUGUUGAAGAUUCAGGAUUUGCUACAUCGUUGAAGGGACGAUUUGAUUUUAAUGGACGUCCUGAUAGUGUAUACGUUCUGCCAGAAAGUUCAUACUUUCACGGUAGUAUGUUUAAGUGAUUAAUUUAAUAAUCUUAUUUUUAUAAGCGUGUGAGUGGAUUUUGUUUUAAUUUGUUAGUUUUAAUUUAUUUAUUGAACUUUUUGAAUAAAAUUAUUUGUUUCUAUGAA
Molecule: messenger RNA, 848 nt
Organism: Episyrphus balteatus (marmalade hoverfly)
Lineage: Eukaryota; Metazoa; Arthropoda; Insecta; Diptera; Syrphidae
Exons: 2
Coding region: 12-740 (242 amino acids)
Source: RefSeq, a predicted model, not a curated record